GAAGGCAGCCCUGUUUUCCCACUGAUGGAGGCGACACUUUUGUCACAGUUAAUCAUUUCUAAACUCUCCAUGCUGCCACACACACUCACUCUAUCUCCGCAUUUCAAUGAGUGAAGUCUCCAGUUUUUCAGACAUGUUGUGGAGGAUUCCCUUUAUGUGUUUUAUUCUGGUGUUGUGGGUUCCAGUUCACAGUGGGCCCAUGACAAACCUACACCCCAACAUGACAGACCAGGAGCUGUUCUGGGGCGCCGACCAGUACGACUUCUCUGUGGUGCUCCGGGCUUCUGGGUUGGAGUGUUUCUGGCACUUUGCUCACAGUGGAGAACGAUUCUACCUCAGCUACAUGGUCCAGUGGGUGACGGGAGUCGGCCAUGACAGACACCUGUCCGUCACAGUCAACGCCCCUGGUGGUCUGUUAGUGUCAAAUAUUGAUGAUGUGAAGGGUCAGAUUAACUUCAAGGCUGAGGAAACAGGUUUCUAUCAAAUGUGUUUCAGCAACUUCCACAACCGCUUCGGCAGCAUGCAGGUCUUCCUCAGCUUUGGUGUUUACUACGACGGCCAUCAGGACCCUGCCAGGAGCAAAGAAGAGGAAAAGAAGAAGACAGAAGAAGUCAGCCAAGAACUGAACAACACACUGAGCAUCAUAGAGGAUGCGACUCACAAAGUGGAGAACCACAUCUUCCACGUGUUCCGCUACUACAGCUUUGGUCGCAUGCGGAAGAGCUCUGACUACUACCUGCUGCUGUCCAACUCACAGUACAUCACCUGGUGGUCGACAGCCCUCAGCAUCCUCAUCGUCACCUCCGGGUAUCUGCAGCUCCUCUUCCUCAAAAGACUCUUUGUCAGCAAGACCGAGGACGAGAAGCCGCGCUGCUGA
This is a messenger RNA of Limanda limanda (common dab), 877 nucleotides long. Its product is annotated as transmembrane emp24 domain-containing protein 6-like. Gene Ontology annotation, biological process: intracellular protein transport; Golgi organization; endoplasmic reticulum to Golgi vesicle-mediated transport. NCBI's taxonomy places the organism in Eukaryota, Metazoa, Chordata, Actinopteri, Pleuronectiformes, Pleuronectidae. Gene Ontology annotation, cellular component: Golgi apparatus; endoplasmic reticulum; endoplasmic reticulum-Golgi intermediate compartment. The record is from RefSeq and is a predicted model, not a curated record. The transcript has 4 exons. Bases 107 to 877 code for a protein of 256 amino acids.